GGACCUCGCCAGAGCGGAAAAGACUAGAGCGGUCAACGUCCUUUUCUCUCGCAGAUCCCCUUUCUGUCGGCCGUCAUGUGGAUGUGAGCACAGAGAGUGACUGGCAGCAAAGAGAUGUGUGAUGAAAACCAGUCCUAAAGCAGGGCAAGGCCAAUCAGUUACUAUGAGCAGUGAGCUCAAUGUGCCGAUGGGCUCCCCCACGCCCGGGGGCUCAGACCGGCUGCAGGAAAGUGGCGGGAUGGACUACAGGGACUGGGUUCGCCGCAGCUAUCUGGAGUUGGUCACCUCUAACCACCACUCGGUCCAGGCUCUCUCAUGGAGGAAACUCUACCUCAGCAGGGCCAAGCUCAAAGCCUCCAGCCGAACCUCAGCCCUGCUGUCUGGUUUUGCCAUGGUGGCCAUGGUGGAGGUGCAGCUGGAGAUGCAGUAUAACUACCCACGGUUCCUGCUCAUUGCCUUUAGUGUAUGUACUACAGUGCUGGUGGCAGUCCACCUGUUCGCCCUCCUCAUCAGCACCUGCAUCCUGCCCAAUGUGGAAGCCGUCAGCAACAUCCACAAUCUCAACUCCGUCUCCGAGUCUCCCCACGAGAGGAUGCACCUCUAUAUUGAGCUAGCCUGGGGCUUUUCCACCGCUCUGGGGAUCCUUUUGUUCCUGGCAGAGGUGGUGCUCCUCUGCUGGAUAAAGUUCUUGCCGGUUGACUCUGGGGCGCAAUCCGCGUCAGCCCUCAAGCAGAACAGCAGCCCGUCUACGGUUCAGCCCGGCCACAGCGGCUGGCAGGCGGCCUUGGCCUCCACCAUCAUCAUGGUGCCGGUCGGAUUGAUCUUUGUGGUGUUCACCAUUCACUUCUACCGCUCGCUAGUGCGACACAAAACAGAGCGGCACCAUCAGGAAAUCGAGGAACUGCACAAAAUCAAGGUGCAGCUGGACGGCCAUGAGCGAGGCCUGCAGGCGGUGUGAGAUCCAGGGAUGCUCUUUGUUGACUCUUCAAGCUUUCAAGCACAUUAAAACUCCUUCUUGAGUCUUUUGGGCUUAUUUUCUGUUUUAUUCUGAGAGGAAAUGCCUGUUACCUGGUGGAAGGAUUACUCUUGUAGAAAUUGAGGAGGCUUUACAGCAAAAAACGGCGCACGUUUACAAAAUUUCAACCGCAAGGGCUAUUUAUUUUGUAUUUCUUUAGGCUGUAGGUCAUUUGGACGUGUUUUUAAGUGCAAUUUUCUUUUUCCAUGUUUCUAAAUACACAAAAAUGGAUGUCAUGGAGUGGCUUGCUUUAAUAUCAUUUGCCGGUUUCUCUUCCUUUUGCGGUGCCAUCCUGGAUCGAUAAGUGUGCCACAGAUAAUGAGACCAAAUUAGUUGGUCUUGGAUCCAUUAUAAAUCAGAGCUGCCAGAGUAUCUUUAACUGCAAUUUCCAGCUCUUAUAAUAUACAUGUAUGUUUGAGCUUCAGUUUAAAGUGAUAGUUCACCCAAAAAUGGAACAUUUUAUUAUCAUUUACUCACCCUCAUGUCGUUCCAGACCUGCAAGACUUGCUUUCUUCAGCACAAAAGCAGAUAUUUUGAAUUGCUUUUGUCCAUACAGUGAACGCCAGUGGUGUUCAAAACAGCAAUGGACUUUGUUGAUUUUCACUGUAUGAAAACAGCACAUCAGUCACUGUUUAGCAGAAGUAAGCAAGUGAUAACGGUUCAAGUGAGGGUGAGUACAUGAUGACUGAAUGUUCAUUUCCCUUUAAGUAAAAAAAAUAAUAAAAAAUGCGAUGCACCACAUAUACAGUAGUUUGUCUGUGUUUAAUAGUGAAUCUAUAAUACUGUAAUCUCUCAGCCUGCAGAAUUGUCGUCCCAAAAAAGGAUUCAUUUUAAAGCAGUUACAGACGUAUCGCUCGUACUAGGCCUAUAUGUAGUGCAGUAUUUUUAGCUUGGGUGUGAAAUCUAGACGCUUUAGCAAGACUCACUGCGCGCUUGUAUUUCAUUGAAGGUUUUGCAUGUGUAAUUUAAUGCACUGUCACUUGUUUUUGUCCAUUUUUCAGACAAGGCCUAUUGAAUGUUAUUCUUGUGGGCUACUAGAAGUUUACAUUGUCAUGUCAAUAAAGUCAAUGAUGAUUUGCUCCAACAAAUUACUUUUAAUGGGCACAGUAAGUUAUAAAAAUACUUGAGAAAGACAAAAUGCUUUGCAGAGCUGAAAUUGUUUAAUGUGAACUGAGUUGGCAGUCAUAUCGUCACGCUGAAAAUACCGUCUGGUAUUUAUGUAACAAGUCAAUUUGAGGAAAACAUUCCAGGGGGAAAAGAAGUCAGACCAAAUUCUGCCUGCCUUAAAAAAAACUAAACUGACAAAAGUGCACUUGUAGUAUUAGGUCAUGGAAAUGAUGUGUCCGGUUUGUUUUUAGAGUAUGCAGACAGAUUUCAUCUGCUGUAGGUCUUUCAGAAUGCAGAGUUAUAGUUUGUUGCUUCAUUUCAUGCCUUAAGCAUUAAUUUAAUUCAAUAGUAAGUUCAUGAGUCGACUCUGUAAUAAGACAUAGUGAAGCACCACUCUUUAUACAGUUGCACUUGCAGUGUGAAUGCUCAAACACAAACACACUUGACCAAAAUUGUGUACUCUGCUUAUGGGGGCUUUAAAAAGCACUACGCUUUUUGUGUGUGUGGGAAAAUACUUUUAGUAUCAUUUUUGAUACUUCUGUUGUAUUGUGCCAUACUGUUAUCUUAUAUAUAAACGCAUAUCUAGUGUGAAACGUGUCCAGAACAUGUAGCCGACUAUUAUCAAAACAUUUUGUUGAGCAUGUCCUUUCACACUCUGUCUGUACUUGUAUGUUAAUUUAUGUCAAAUAAACACAACCUGUAUUGUUUACUUCAGAAUUUUACCA
Molecule: messenger RNA, 2847 nt
Organism: Sinocyclocheilus grahami
Lineage: Eukaryota; Metazoa; Chordata; Actinopteri; Cypriniformes; Cyprinidae
Product: protein orai-2
Exons: 4
Coding region: 122-958 (278 amino acids)
Biological process (GO): store-operated calcium entry
Cellular component (GO): membrane
Molecular function (GO): store-operated calcium channel activity
Source: RefSeq, a predicted model, not a curated record